AUGUCGGGAAACACUCCAGGACCAAGCAGGGCUUUGGAGAUCCAAGUGCCGUGUAUCGUCUUCCUUGUCACCACACCGGCCUUUGUGGCGACCCGCCUGUGGUCCCGAGCGAAGUCCAAGUCGGACCUGGGCUGGGACGAUUGGAGCAUUUUGGCAUCUUCCGUGUUUGCCGUUAUCGUCAUGGCCUUGAUGCUGGCGUCCUGUGCCUAUGGCUUUGGCCAACACAUCGCGAAUCUCACAGUACCGCAUAGGCGAAUGACCCUGAAGCUCUUCUUCGUUAGUCAAGCUUUCUACAAGCUCACCAUGAACAUGACAAAGAUGUCCAUCCUGUUGCUGUAUCUGCGCAUUUUUAUCCAGCGUUGGUUCCGCAUCACCUGUCAUGCGCUUUUGGUUAUCAUCACUUCCUACAUGGUGGCCGCCUUCUUCGCCUCCGUAUUUCAAUGCACACCAGUGUCCCGAGCCUGGGACAAGACCAUUCCAGGAUCAUGCAUUGAUAUAACCACCAACUGGUACGCCAACGCCGGCUUCUCGAUUGCUACCGACUUCAUAAUAUUGGCGCUGCCGAUGUAUCCGCUCUAUAAAACGAAGAUAAUGUUGAAGCGGAAAAUCGCCCUGAUGAUUGUGUUUGCCCUCGGCGCCUUUGUCGCCGUUACAAGCAUUAUCCGGAUGCAGACCCUGAACUUCUCGUCCACCAGUCCCGACACUACCUACGACCUCGCCUCGUCUGUAUGGACGGUAACCGAAGAAAACGUGGCAAUCACCUGUGCCUGCCUGCCAAUGAUGUGGACGCCACUUGCGAAGCUCUUUCCCUCCUUUUUUUCCAUAGAUCAUGGGGUCGACAGCUAUGGAAGCUCGGCUGUCAAGAGCUCCGAACUCCCCACCUCCCGGUCUCAAAACUGGACCACGUACCUUGAUACCAAGGGCAGCGUCAGUAUGAACCAAAUCAACGAUACCCAAAACCGCCCCUCGGAGGAUAGCACGGGCCAAAUCCUCCCGUCUGGCCAGGUCGGCGAAGCCCAGGAUCUAAAUGCAAAUGGCAUCAGGAAAGUUACGGAAUAUCAUGUCUCUUAUUUCAAUGCGAAACCGCCUUCAACCUGA
Messenger RNA from Penicillium arizonense, 1098 nucleotides. RefSeq lists its product as uncharacterized. The coding region runs from base 1 to 1098 and encodes 365 amino acids. Lineage: Eukaryota; Fungi; Ascomycota; Eurotiomycetes; Eurotiales; Aspergillaceae. The transcript is spliced from 5 exons. The record is from RefSeq and is a predicted model, not a curated record.